AUGGUUAAAGAGUCUUCCGCUACUACUGGCAGUAGUCAACCCAAGGCUUUAAACAUUAUCAGACCCGCCAACAGCAAUUAUGCUUUACAUAAAAGCUUAAGUCAUAGUAGUAGCGGCAGCACAGCAAGUAGUUCGUCACAACCAACAGCGACAGCUACAAGACGUCAUGCUGGCUCAUUCCAUUCUGCCAAUCCGUCAACAGUCUCCUACCACAGUUACAAUGGUGGUAAUAACAGUAGCAAUAAUGCCCGCAAACCAAGAAUAGCCAAUGCGAAUAUUAUAAAGUCAGCAAUGGAAAAACCUACUCUGAACAUAUACCAUCCACCCACGGCGAAUAAUAACAACAAUUAUCAUAGUGGUAUCAAUCGUAAGCCGUCUUAUUAUCAUGAGAGUAAUAAUGUAUCAACUACUAUUACAACUCCACGGCCACCUAUAGAACUCUAUAAACCCUCACAGCAUCAACAGCUAUCACAACAACCAUCAUCGCACUAUGGUCUACAACACCAGCAGCAAAGUCAACGAUCAGGAAAAUCUUUCUUGGUGUCAUCACCCAUCAGUCUCCAUUCUCCUGAUGAGAAGGUACAAACACCAAAGUCGUAUACAGCAAGCAAUAAUAAUAGACCGAUGUCUCCUACUACUACUCACCCUCACACUAGCAAUAAUGGCACCGUCAACAGCAGUCCGAGACAAGCGGCUGCUAUUCCCUAUCGGUCCGUCUUGGGUGUCAUUAAUUCAGCUGCACCGUCAAAAAAUGACUUGCCUUCCCCGCCACCAUUAAUAACGGCCACAGUUGACAGCAGCAAUAGCAACAAGACUACGCUCGGUAAUGGAUAUGAUUUAGAGUCUACUGAUGAUGAUGAUGUGGAAGAAGACGAAGUAACAGAUGCUAAGAACCAAAGAUUACACACUCAAGAAGUAGAGGAAACUACUAAAGAUGAGGAGGCUGACAAUGAACUCGUAGAUUCAAAUCCAGAGGAUGCCGAGGAUGAUACCUUUAUUAAUGAGGCCAGAGUGAAUAGGAAGAUUGCAGAUUUAGAAUUAUCUAUAAGUUCAUUAUUAACUGUCAAUGCAAUGUUGGAGGCAACUGUACGAAAGCAAGCAUCACAACUAAAUCAGCUAAGGAAAGAAAAGACAUCACCCGAUUCGAAUACGUCUUCCAUAUUAUCGCUCGAGCAGAAUUACUUGAUUAACGAUGAAAAACAUAAUGAGGAUGAAGAUGAUGAUUGGGAAAAAGACGAAGUAUUUCAAAGAUUAAAAAAGAUUACGGAGCAUAUGAUUGAGCAGGGGCAAAAAUCAAUUGAUUUUGAAUAUAAGAUUUUGAGUCGAGUGUUAUCGAAUUACAACCAGAUAGAGGAAGGCGAGGGAGAAGCUGCGGAAGAUAGCACCACUAUUAAUAGCGACAGUAUCAUCAGUGAAGUGAAUGAAGAUCUCGAGGAAGAUUUACAACAGGCCUCAUUAAGCAUAGAAAGCAAUCCAACAUCGUUACUACAGAUAAAAUAUCGUUACAACGGAAGCUGA
Molecule: messenger RNA, 1518 nt
Organism: Mycotypha africana
Lineage: Eukaryota; Fungi; Mucoromycota; Mucoromycetes; Mucorales; Mycotyphaceae
Exons: 4
Coding region: 1-1518 (505 amino acids)
Source: RefSeq, a predicted model, not a curated record